Messenger RNA from Racocetra fulgida, 207 nucleotides. NCBI's taxonomy places the organism in Eukaryota, Fungi, Glomeromycota, Glomeromycetes, Diversisporales, Gigasporaceae. The record is from the annotation of a GenBank genome assembly.
GCUAAUUGGCACUUCGGAUGCAGCUGUCGUUGACAGAUUUUCUCUUACAUCAAGAAUCCCACAAAAUCAUAUUUGGAUUCUGUUCGAAGUAAAGAAAUCUGUUAAUGACAGUUGCUUGUACCAAGCAAUGGCAGAAUUAACUGCCGGCGAUCUUAAAUCUGUGCAUGCAGUUCUUACUGUAUUGACAGAUUUAAGAGACGACUGGCA